UCAAGCUCGAUUUUUCUUAAACUUUAACAUUCAGAGGAUAUUUGACAGUAACGGGAGCAGCCCAGGCAUGAGCGACCCGCACCUGGACGAGUGGCAGAGGAGGUCCUUUGACAUUUCGUCUGGCACCGGCACCCCUCAACAGACGGCGGACGCGCUCAGAGCCCACAUCCUCGACAUUCAGUAUGCAUGGGCAAGCCACCAGCUAACUCAAGCCGCGCAAACCAGGCUGCUGCGGAAGUACACCGAACGCUACGCUGCCGUGCUGGACUCCGAUGACCCCAAAAACGGGUUAAAUAACUAUGCAGAGAGCGCCCUGCAUUUGGCCCGAAGUCAGAAAAACCACAGCGAAAAGUGGGAGUCGGGGCUGAGCUUGGAGGGGCUGCUGAAGAUGCCGUGCGUGCAGAAGAUGGUUCAAGCGAAAAGUAAAGAGAAAGCGACGUCAGUGAACCCAGAGGAUGAAAAUAUAACGGUCGGACAAGACGGUCAAAGUUUCCCGCUUCCCAUAAGAGCCGAAAAUGCAGGUUUCGGCGCAACAAAACCGCAAUAUUCCAAGCAAAAACAAGCCGGUACGAAUUCCACGAUCGCAAAUAAUUCUACUUUUGAGCAAACGAGAAGCUUUGGAGACAAUUCCAAUCCUAGACACUCAGCUUAUUCUACGUUUGGAAACACAUCUUCAGCUCAAAACUCAUUUUCUAACCAUCAAACUUCUACGUUCUCCAACCAAAACAAUCAAUCAGCGUUCCCAAAUCCAGCUAAGCGAAAGAACUUUUGCAAUUCCGACUCAGGAGAGAGCAGCAGGAGGCAGUACGGAGCGCAACCGGCUCAGACUUCCGCGCCGAAACCAGGAGGCAAUUUCAAAACCGCUCGCGAACAGCUCAUCGUCGAUCAGCAAAAGAAAUACUCGAACCCGCAUCCGCAAAGUGGUCAGACUCCGGGUUUGGCAGCGACUAUGAAGAAAUCUCUCGGCGCGAAUCGACCACGCGGGACUUUUUCGAAGUUUGUAUCGCCUUUGCCGAGACAAGAAGACGAAAAUCAAGUGUCAAAAAAUGGCGACGCAAAUCAAGACGGGACCAUUUCGGACGAGCGCUUGAAAAACUUCGAACCAAAGAUUAUCGAGCUGAUCAUGAGCGAAAUAAUGGACCACGGGCCUCCGAUAACGUGGGACGACAUCGCCGGGCUUGAAUUUGCCAAAACUACGAUAAAAGAAAUCGUCGUUUGGCCGAUGUUGCGUCCGGAUAUCUUCACGGGUUUGCGAGGGCCUCCGAAAGGGACACUUUUCGGACCGCCGGGAACGGGUAAAACGUUAAUCGGAAAAUGCAUCGCUUGCCAGUCCGGCGCGACCUUCUUCAGCAUCAGCGCCUCGUCGUUGACUUCGAAAUGGGUGGGCGAAGGAGAGAAAAUGGUCCGUGCUUUGUUCGCUAUCGCACGAUGUCACCAACCGGCCGUCAUUUUCAUCGACGAAAUCGACUCCUUGCUGUCCCAGAGAUCGGACAGCGAGCACGAAUCCUCCAGGAGAAUCAAAACGGAAUUUCUGGUCCAACUCGACGGCGCGACGACGGCAGCAGACGAUCGGAUUUUGGUCGUCGGCGCAACGAAUCGCCCGCAAGAAAUCGACGAAGCCGCGAGAAGGCGUCUAGCCAAGCGACUGUACAUCCCGCUGCCAGAAGGGGGCGCGAGACGGCAAAUCGUGACCAAUCUGAUGUCGAGGGAGAGGAACAACUUGCGAGAAAGCGAGUUGGAGAGUAUCGUAGAGGCGACGGAGGGCUUUUCGGGAGCGGACAUGACGCAGUUGUGCAGGGAGGCGGCUUUGGGGCCCAUCCGGAGCAUUCAGUUCAGCGACAUCGCCACGAUCUCGGCGGAUCAGGUCAGACCGAUCACGUACGGGGACUUCCAGGAGGCGCUGAAGACGGUGAGGCCCAGCGUGUCCAACAAAGACCUGGAGCUGUACGAGGACUGGAACAAGACCUUUGGGUGUGGGAGAUAAACUGCCUCGAAAUGUUGAGUUUGUACGACUUCACAAUGUUGUAGAAUUUAAAUUUUGGAGCUUUUGUCAUCAACAUUCCCUGGGGUUGUGAUGCUAAAAUAUAUGUACUACUCUGUCUGAACCUUUGUUACUCAAGUUAGACUUUAAUCUGAGCUUUAUUUGAACACAAUCUGACCAGAAAGAACUAACUUAACUGGAACUACAACAGGUCUGAGCUGAUUUGUGCUGUUGAACAAGUCUAGAGUGACCAGACAAAUCUGUGUAUCAUUUGUUUGUUCGUUUUCAAAAAAAAAAAAAA
Boleophthalmus pectinirostris (great blue-spotted mudskipper) is the source of this 2282-nucleotide messenger RNA. It is a transcript of the gene fignl1, whose product is annotated as fidgetin-like 1. Gene Ontology annotation, molecular function: microtubule severing ATPase activity; ATP hydrolysis activity; ATP binding. Lineage: Eukaryota; Metazoa; Chordata; Actinopteri; Gobiiformes; Gobiidae. The record is from RefSeq and is a predicted model, not a curated record.